Molecule: messenger RNA, 5465 nt
Organism: Saccostrea cuccullata (small rock oyster)
Lineage: Eukaryota; Metazoa; Mollusca; Bivalvia; Ostreida; Ostreidae
Product: circadian locomoter output cycles protein kaput-like
Exons: 16
Coding region: 132-2165 (677 amino acids)
Biological process (GO): circadian regulation of gene expression; regulation of transcription by RNA polymerase II
Cellular component (GO): nucleus; cytoplasm; CLOCK-BMAL transcription complex
Molecular function (GO): protein dimerization activity; DNA-binding transcription factor activity, RNA polymerase II-specific; RNA polymerase II cis-regulatory region sequence-specific DNA binding
Source: RefSeq, a predicted model, not a curated record
AAAAAAAUGGCGACGGAUAAGUAUCUGACAUGAAUGUGAUCAUGAUGUUUCCCAGUGAUUUUGCAAGAAAGUUACAGAAUGGAUAACUGAUGAUGCUUUAUCACUAUGAUGGAACUCUUUGACUCAAUGAAAUGAAUUACGGGAAGCGGAUAAAGCUCAUGCUUCCAAGCCGAAGCGAAAGUGAGCAUUCCCUUGGAGAUGACUUUGAUGAAGAUGGAAAAAGUAAUAAAAGUUUUUACUCAGAGGAUGGCAAAGGAGGGGGCAACAACAAAGAUAUUACUGACAGGGUGAAUCGGAAUCUAAGUGAGAAGAAACGCAGAGACCAGUUUAACAUGCUCGUCAACGAACUUUGCUCAAUGGUUUCCACAUCCAGCAAAAAGAUGGAUAAAUCCACAGUCCUAAAGUCAACCAUAGCAUACCUCAAAACUUACCAAGAGACAGCAGUUCAGGCCCAGGCCCAUGAAAUCAAGGAAGACUGGAAGCCAUCGUUUCUGUCCAAUGAUGAGUUCAUGCAUCUCAUGCUAGAGGCAUUGGAUAGUUUUUUACUGGUUUUUACUCAACAAGGCAAUAUACUGUAUGUAUCGGAGAGUGUGACUUCCCUACUGGGACAUCUACCUGCGGACCUCACUAAUCAGUCGGUAUACAGCUUUAUACACGAGAACGAAAAACAAAACCUCUACAACAUCCUGUUUCACUACAGCAUGCUUUCUCCAGAGGAACGGGCCAAAGAGAAGGAUCAGCUGUGUUAUAGCUGUCACUUCAGGAGGGAGUCCUUACCCCCCAGUACCAGUCCCCUGUAUGAAGUGGUCAGUUUGUCAGGGUUCCAGCACUGGAGCAGGGAUAAAUUGAGCAGUGUGGAGGAGGAAUGUUCCCAGUACGGACAGACCGGACCAAAAGAGAACAGCUGUUUCUGUUGUACCGUGAGACUACACAACUCGCAGUUUAUACGGGAAAUGUCUCUAGUGGACGAAUCUAAAACAGAAUUCACUUCACGACACAGCCUUGAAUGGAAGUUUUUAUUCCUGGAUCACAGAGCAUCUCCGAUAAUUGGAUAUCUACCAUUUGAAGUUUUAGGGACAUCUGGAUAUGAUUAUUAUCACCCGGAUGACCUUGAACAGAUUGCUAAAUCACAUGAGCAGUUAAUGCAGACAGGGGAGGGAUCGUCCGCUCACUACCGUUUUCUGACAAAGGGACAGCAGUGGAUCUGGAUAAAAACAAGAUAUUACAUUACAUAUCAUCAGUGGAAUUCCAAGCCAGAAUUUAUUGUUUGUACCAAUGUGGUUGUAGGUUAUGCUGAUGUCAGGGAACAAGUUCUGAAGGACUUGGGUAUUGAUUCUAAGUCUGACAAUCUGGAGUCCUCCUUCCAAGUCCAGCGAAGUCCCUCUGUAUGUUCUGUGACCUCAGGUGGGAGGUCACGGUCCAACUGGUCCUCUUCACACUCCAUUGAUUCUGCCAGCACUGAUCAGCAUGUCAGUGGGAACCAGAUGUCUGAUAAAGAGAGUGUAGAAGAACUGCCCUCUCACAUCACCAAAGAUUCCUCUUUGUCACAACACAAGCACAUCCAGCUUCUUCUCCAACAGAGGUACCUCAACCAGGCGACAGCUAAUGACCCCAAACAGCUGUCCAGAUACACAGAACCCGCCACUGCUGCUGCCCAGAAUCUGUUACACGUCAACCCAGAGAGACUGGCAAUGGUAUCAAACAGAAAUGGAGCAGAUAGUGUUUCCUCAACUUCGCACAUUCCCACAAUGCAUCACGGUUCACAACUUCCUGUUAUCGAUGGUCAAAAAUCUCCGAGUCAGGCUCCACAGUUAUUUCUGACACCAAUCCAGAAGCAGCUUCAUGAACAGUUGAGAGAGAAGUCCCAGAAGUUACAACAGGCCAUUCUGCAGCAACAGGAGGAACUCCAACAGAUAACUCGGCAGCUCGCUAUGGCUCAGCAGGGAAUUCUUCCACUCCCUGAGCUCCCCAGUCCAGGUACACCAGUGAUUAUGAAUCCACCUGUAAGAGCAGCUGUGAUAAAUACCACCCCUGUAAACGCAUCAGCAGGGUUCCCCUUACAGACCCCCGUAUCUACGGCCCUGCCCCAGGAGCAGCCCCAGUUCAGUCUGUUUCAGUUGAUGCCCCACGACACGGAGACUGUUUUCUCCUACACGUCAGACUGAGAGUCGAUCUCAGGACAGUCUGACGUCAUAGACUCUCCUCUCGGAGACCUGCCAUUGUACUCAUGUCAUUAUUUAAUGUAUUAACUGUUAUGAAGCAUUUAGGGACAAUCUACUGCCCAGACUGUUUUAUGUUGAAGCAUCUUUAUAUGGACUUCUUGUAUAAUGAUUGUACUUUGGUGUAUUGUGUAGUACAUGUGUAUAAUUUAUUUUUGAAAAAAUGGUAAAUUAAUCAUGAAAACGUGAUUUUUCCACUGUAAAAUUUUACAUGGAAAAAAUAGGUGAUUAAGACAUUUGAAGUAUUUAAAUGCCUUUCUUAAUUGAAUUUAAGGCCUAAAGCUUUACAAAACUCACUACCAGUACCAAUGUACAAAUUACAUAUACAUUGUACUGGUCUUUCACUGGUUUUACUACACAAGUUUUGUACAAGAUUUUUAAACAAUUUUUUUAGACUGUGCACGGUUUAUAUUACAGUGAGUUUGUGAUGACACUGUGUAGAAUUUUAUAUCUGAUAGCAUAGUCCCUCUUUGAACAUCUCAUUAAUGCAGUCACAUGAUGUAUGUUCUCUAUACAUUCCUAUCCCUUUGUUGAGAGCUGUGAGAGUAUGUGAUUACGUUCCUGGUUGUGUUAUUUGUUAUCCAUCAGUUAUUGGCCAUCACUGUCUCUUCAUCACUAAGUUUUAUAACUGACCUUCCAUGACCCGAGGGAUGUUGUACAUUAUUUGGUAGGACCUGUAUAAAGUGUUCCUGGUCUCUACCACUUGACAAGUUUUAAAGCAGAGGUUCAGAGGUUGAACAUUUCGACUUUCAUUUCAACUUUACCAUUUACUGCUAAUCUUUUGUACAUAAGUACUAUUGGGGAAAGGGUACUUUAUUCUGAGGGGAGGUAAUCCAUACACAAUAGGGUUUUUUCUAUAAUAACUGUACUUUGAUAUUUGACUUUCCUUAACAGUGUAUAAUUUUGUUCAUUAAGCAGAAAGGAACAGACAAAAUAGGUCAUAUCUGUGGCUCUGAGUCUGUUUUACACAUUUUAGGAUGACCUUGUAACAAAAAAAUCAGCUGUUUGUUGACCUUUACAAUAUUUUUUAGCUCACCUGAGCCGAAGGCUCAAGUGAGCUUUUCUGAUCAAAAUUUGUCCGUUUUCUGUCGUUGUCGUUGUUGUCGUCGUAAACUUUUCACAUUUUCAUCUUCUUCUCAAGAACCACUGGGCCAAUUUCAACCAAACUUGGCACAAAGUAUCCUUGGGUGAAGGGGAUUCAAGUUUGUUCAAAUGAAGGGCCACGCCCUUUUCCAAGGGGAGAUAAUCAUGAAUUUGUUAAAAAUUAAUGGCAUUUUUAAAAAAUCUUCUUCUCCAGAACCGCUGGGCCAGGAAAGAUGAAACUCAUGUGGAAGCAACCUCAGGUAGUGUAGAUUCAAGUUUGUUCAAAUCAUGACCCCCCGGGGCAAGGGUGGGGCCAAAAUGGCCGACCCAAGUUUUACAUAGGAAUAUAUAGGAAAAAUCUUUAAAAAUCUUCUUCUCCAGAACCACUGGGCCAGGAAAGAUGAAACUCAGGUGGAAUCAUCCUCAGGUAGUGUAGAUUCAAGUUUGUUCAAAUCAUGACCCCCGGGGCAAGGGUGGGGCCAAAAUGGCCGACCCUAGUUUUACAUAGGAAUAUAUAGGAAAAAUCUUUAAAAAUCUUUUUCUCCAGAACCGCUGGGCCAGGAAAGAUGAAACUCAUGUGGAAGCAACCUCAGGUAGUGUAGAUUCAAGUUUGUGCAAAUCAUGACCCCCGGGGCAAGGGUGGGGCCAAAAUGGCCGACCCAAGUUUUACAUAGGAAUAUAUAGGAAAAAUCUUUAAAAAUCUUCUUCUCAAGAACCACUGGGCCAGGAAAGAUGAAAUUCAUGUGGAAUCAUCCUCAGGUAGAGCAGAUUUAAGUUUGUUCAAAUCAUGACCCCCGACUAGGGUGGGGCCAAAAUGGCCGACCCAAGUUUUAUAUAGGAAUAUAUAGGAAAAAUCUUUAAAAAUCUUCUUCUCCAGAACCACUGGGCCAGGAAAGAUAAAACUCAUGUGGAAACUUCCUCAGGUAGAGCAGAUUUAAGUUUGUUCAAAUCAUGACCCCCGGGGCUAGGGUGGGGCCAAAAUGGCCGACCCAAGUUUUACAUAGGGAUAUAUAGGGAAACCUUUUAAAAUCUUCUUUACAAGUACUUCAAAGCUAUGAUUAGUGAUAUUUACAUGGAAUCAUCCUCAGGUAGUGUGGAUUCUAGUUUGUUCAAAUGAUGAACGCCUGGAGGGGGGGUGGGGGUGGGAGUAAAUUCAAGCCUGAUGUGCUCAGGUGAGGGCUGUGGCCCCUGGGCCUCUUGUUCCACUUCUUGUCAUAUACACAAUCAUUGCAGCAAAAAUUAUUUGUCAUUGAAUCUUUUUUUAAUUGUUUUGCUUUAUGAGAUUACCAAAUAUUAAAUUGAAAGAACUCUUAAUUAGCAUCUAUUGGUACUGAAAAUAUUUCCUAUCUAUUUCUUAUAUUACUUUUAAUUGUAUGGUUGAUACGACUCUUGGAAGCAAUGCCAAGUAAAUUCUUCUCAGCAAAAUCUGUGUUCAUGUAGAAGUUUUUUUUAUAAAGCAUCUUUGCAAGUAACCUUGUCCUUGAAUCAAACUGUGCAACAUCCUUAGAAAAAAAAAAUAUACAUUUUAUGUUUAAUAUAGAAAUCAUCAUAUGCUUUUUAAAGCAGAUAUCAUAAACUGUUAUAGAUGUAUGUGUGUAUACUAAUAAGAAAUCAUAGGUUUAUUAUCAAGUACAAAAAAAUACAAGAUUAAAUGAUGAUUUUUAAUGAUGAUCUGUAUAAAACACUAAGAAUAUUGUAGAUCAGGAAAGCAGCUACUAAUUUAGUGUGUACCUUUACUAAUUUGCUCUUCAGUAGACCAUUUCAAACUUGUCAAUUAUUUAGCAAUUUCAGGGUUUCAAGGAAAAGUAAUAUAGCAUAGGGUACUUAUUUUUAACAUUUGAUAGGAGGAUAAAAGUUAAUAUCUGAAUAAUGUCUAGCCAACUUUAGUCACAUGUACUUUAUGGAUAAAUUCAGUUUCUAAAAAAUCUUAUUUCCUUGCAUUAAAAAUCUUGACUCACUGUUUAAUAAUAUAUAUGACGUACUUGAGAGACAAGAGAGGUGGAAAAGAGAGAGAAACCUCUCUUGGUCAACGAAUCCAAUUUUUGUGGCGUGAUUUGAUUGUUAUAAUGGUGCAAUAAUGCAUUUGAAUGAUAGAUUAAUAUAUAUUUAUAAAUAUAUAUAGAUGUUGAUUACAUUGUUGUUGAUAUUAAAUGUGCACUUGUA